AUUUCUAUAAAUCGGGUAGAUAGGGUGUGGUGUCCGUAUAUAUAGAAGGUAUUUUAACACCGCAUCAUUCUUAGUCCCGUAAAAUAUCAACAUGUUUGUAAAACUGGCCGUAUUGGCUUGUUCCCUAGCAGCAGCGCAUGCCGCUUGGAACGGUCCCUUGGCAGGGGGGCAGCCAGCUUCCCUCUACCCAGCAGGAGUGAGCCCCCAGGCCUGCCCCAACUUCCCCCAUUGCUCCAACCCAGCCGUAGCCGCCAACCCCAACCAAGCCGCUCCCCAACAAUGGGGCAACCCACAGCCUCAAUGGAACCACUGGGACAACAACAACCAAUGGAACCACGGUAGUCAGUGGAACCCACAACCCCAGUGGAACCAGAACAACAACUGGAAUGCACAACCCGUUCCACAGUACAGCAACGAUAUUCAGGCGAGACUGAACAGGGGAGAGUACGUUGGGGAUGGUGAUUACCACGGUGAAGGUCUUGCUGAAGCUCUUGCUCCGGGAUAUGCUCCGGCAUAUGGAGGUUGGCAAAAUCAAGGGGGAUGGAACCCAGGUCCAAACCACGGUGCCCAACAAGCCCACGGGGUAGGUCAAAUCCCUGCUGGAGUCGACGCCCGUUCAUGUCCGAACUACCCCUUCUGCAGCUAAGCAGGCUAGGCAGCCAGCUGACAGCAUGUUGUGCAUAUUUUUAGUCUUAAGUAAUUCGAAAAUCUAAGUCUGUAGAACCUGUAUUUUAAAGCUGUGUUUAAGAAAAGAACCCGGUGAAAUAGUGAAUUUUUUUUC
Messenger RNA from Anoplophora glabripennis (Asian longhorned beetle), 781 nucleotides. Its product is annotated as bifunctional endo-1,4-beta-xylanase XylA-like. Lineage: Eukaryota; Metazoa; Arthropoda; Insecta; Coleoptera; Cerambycidae. The transcript has 4 exons. Gene Ontology annotation, molecular function: structural constituent of cuticle. The coding region runs from base 92 to 646 and encodes 184 amino acids. The record is from RefSeq and is a predicted model, not a curated record.